This is a messenger RNA of Prunus armeniaca (apricot), 1155 nucleotides long. The record is from the annotation of a GenBank genome assembly. Lineage: Eukaryota; Viridiplantae; Streptophyta; Magnoliopsida; Rosales; Rosaceae.
AUGGCAUGUGGGCAGUUUGGUGUUAUGUUGAACAAGCUGAAACCUUAUUUGCUUGUUGUGAGCUUGCAAUUUGGGACUGCAGGGAUGUACAUAAUCAGCAUGGUUACUCUCAACCAUGGCAUGAACCGAUUUGUUCUCAUCGUCUAUCGCAAUGCUGCUGCAGCCCUCUUCCUUGCUCCUUUCGCCUUGGUUCUUGAAAGGACAACGAGACCAAAAAUGACGAUUUCCACCUUUUUGCACAUAAUGGUGCUGGGAUUCCUAGAGCCAAUUGUUGAUCAGGGGUUUACAUACUUGGGGAUGAAAUAUACAUCGGCAUCAUUUACAUCUGCUAUCAUGAACGCCGUCCCGUCUGUUACCUUUGUUAUCGCAGUUAUUUUUCGGGUAGAAAGUGUAAAGAUGAAAGAGGUACGCAGUCAAGCCAAGGUGAUAGGAACCCUAGUAACUUUUGCUGGCGCCUUGCUGAUGACAGUGUACAAAGGCCCUGUCGUUGACCUCCUAUGGUCACACAAAACCAGCAGCCACAGCAGCACCACUACAUCCUCCGACCAACACUGGGUAACCGGGACACUCUUCAUCCUCAUAGGUUGUGUUGCUUGGUCCUGUUUCUACGUAUUGCAAUCCAUAACAGUGAAGAAAUACCCUGCAAACAUCUCACUUUCCUGCUUGAUAUGCUUGGUGGGAGCGUUGCAAGGUGCAGCCGUGGCAGUUACUGUUGAACGUAGUGCUAGUGCGUGGGCGGUCGGCUGGGAUUCGAGGCUCCUAGCGCCUCUCUACUCGGGAAUAAUUGGCUCUGGAAUUACUUACUACGUGCAAGGCUUGGUGAUGAAGACUAGAGGCCCGGUUUUCGUAACAGCUUUCAACCCUCUCUGCAUGAUCAUCGUCUCUAUUCUGGGUUCCAUUAUUCUAGCUGAGAAACUUCACUUUGGCAGUAUAAUUGGAGGCGUGAUCAUCGUGCUUGGCCUUUAUUCUGUGGUGUGGGGUAAAAGCAAGGAUUAUUGUAAAAGCUCAGCAGUGCCAUCCAGUCCUGCUAUGAAGGAUGAAGCUCACGAAUUGCCAAUUUCUAGUGGAAGUGCUAUCAAUGGGACUAAAUUGGUCAUUGACAAAAAUGGCAGCGACCAGCCAUCCCAAAUGCAAUAUAUGACGGUCCAAAAAUAA